Messenger RNA from Zeugodacus cucurbitae (melon fly), 477 nucleotides. RefSeq names its product chymotrypsin inhibitor-like. The coding region runs from base 84 to 344 and encodes 86 amino acids. Lineage: Eukaryota; Metazoa; Arthropoda; Insecta; Diptera; Tephritidae. The record is from RefSeq and is a predicted model, not a curated record. The transcript has 2 exons.
AAAGUCCAAAAACUCUCCCGCUAAAACAAAAGUGUUUCUUAACUUCUUCAGACAACAAGUCUCAGUACAGAUCGCUUUUAAAAAUGAAUACUAAAUCCUGUUUGUUGUUUAUGCUUGUGGUGUGCAUUGUUGGAUUUGUGUCGGCGAAGCCACAACUAAUCGAGUUGGGAAGCUGUGAAGAAAAUGAGGUAUUCACACUUUGCCUUCUCGGCUGUCCAGCAACGUGCAAUAAUCCCAAUCCUUCGGGAAUCCUUUGCGUACAGCCAUGUGUUCUGGGCUGUCAAUGUCGAGCUGGCUAUAUAAGGAAUAGCCAAGGAAGAUGUGUCCAACCGGAGGAUUGUUGAGUGACCCAAAUAAUUAUAGAAAUGCUUCCCUUUAUUUGUGAAUACGACCCGAAAUGAAAUCGAAUUAUGUAAAUUGUAAUGUUAUGUGAAUAUAAAAAAUAUAUAUAUUUAGCAAAGUAUUAAAGCACUCGAA